AUGGCGGCGACAACAUGUGGUUAUGAAGCAAUGCGUAGUGGGGAUGCUAUUUUAUUCUAUAUUAAUCGUGAUGGCCUUCCUUUAUCAGAUCGAUGUACUGAACGUAUGUGGACGUUUUGUAUGGAACAGUAUCCUAAAAAUGCAUUAGAAAUAAAAACAAUACGUGAUCGAAUUAAUGAUCAUCCUCAAAUGGUAUAUGUGGAUCCACCUUAUCAUGUAGCAACACAUCCUCGUUUAACUCUACAAGAAAAAUUACAACAAAUACAAACAUAUAUUCAACGUCUUGAAUAUAAUUAUACUGGUAUGCAAUUUUUCGAUCUUAAUGCAAAUCGUCCAAUAUCUGGUUUAAUGGAUACUGCUAGACAUAUAAUGACAGAAUCAUUACCAAUAAAAUGUUUUGAAGCCUUUUUAAUUGCUAUUUAUUUAACAACAGGUAUUGUAGGUCUUGAACGUUUCAAUAUAUCAUUUAAAACACGUUUUAAUUCAAUUGUUUAUCGUCAUAUUGUUCUUGGUGUUAAAUAUGGUCAAAUGUAUGGAGCAUUAGGUUUAAGUCGUCGUACUGAUCUUGCAUAUAAACCAUUAAAUGGUAAAUAUGAACGUUUAUCAACAUUAAUUGAUGAUUAUUUACAAGCAUAUAAAAAUUAUGGUCAUACUGUUUUACGUGUUAAAAUUGGUUUACCGGUCAUACAUGAUUUGAAAGCAUAUUUAACAAUAAAUUGGAAAGCCAUUGUUAUUUUACCAAAUAAAACUGAUAAAAUUGAAUAUGAACGUGAAUUAGAUAAAAUUGUUCGUAUAUGGAGACAAAUGAGUAUUUAUACAUCAUAUCGAUCAAAUGUUCCAUUAGCAUCAACAGUACAACCAACAAAUACACUUAUUACAGCAGCAUCAUUACCAAAUCGUUUACAAUCAUUAUCAUUUCGAUCAAAUCGUGAAGCAUCAUUAACUUGUCGUCGAUCUGCUAUCAAGAAAACAACAACAACUGAUGACAAUCAUGCAACUGAUAGAGAUCAAUCUCUUCCUUGUGCGAUUCGAGUUUAA
Messenger RNA from Rotaria sp. Silwood1, 1038 nucleotides. Lineage: Eukaryota; Metazoa; Rotifera; Eurotatoria; Philodinida; Philodinidae. The record is from the annotation of a GenBank genome assembly.